CCACAUAAUCACACAUUCACAUAUCCAUUUCCAUCCUUCAAAAAAAACAUACAAUCCAAACAAACCCCCAACUUUUUACAAAAACCCAAAACCACAUCCGACAUCACUCCGGCCCAUAUCCGGCAAUGGCGAUUCCGGUGACAUCAUCAAUCUUACUCACAAUCCUAAUAACUAUCUCAACGACGUCGUAUUUAGUCGAAUCAAGUACUAACAACAAUCACGUGUACUCUCCGUGCACCGAUACGACAGUAGAGAGAUCUGACGGAUUCACUUUCGGAAUCGCUUUUUCAUCCAGAGCUUCGUUUUUCUUCAACAGCUCUGUUCAGCUGUCUCCUUGCGAUAGACGUCUGAAUCUGAAUUCAAACUCUCAGUUAUCGGUUUUUCGACCUAAAGUCGAUGAGAUCUCUUUGCUUACGGUUAAUAAUACUAACUUCCAGCCGGAUUCUGUUGGUGGGUAUAUGGUUGCAUUUGCUGGUAGAAAGUACGCUGCUAGGUCGAUCCCUGCAUUUGUUGCAAACAGUACAUACAUCGUUACCAGUUUCACUCUGGUAUUGGAGUUCCAAAAGGGCAGACUACAGAACUUGUACUGGAAAAGAGACGGUUGUUCAUCAUGUUCAGGGAAGAGCAACUUUGUGUGCCUCAAUAAUCAGGACUGCGCCAUCAGGACUAGUUCAUGCAAAAACAGAGGGGGAAAUGUCGACUGUAGCAUUGGAAUACAACUCGCGUUUUCUGGAACUGAUAAGCAUGAAUCUGUUUUCAACUCCUGGUACGAGGUCAAAAAUCUCCGUCAAUACUCGUUAUUUGGUCUUUACAAAAAUCUCAAGGAUUCUCUUACUAGCCAAUAUAAUAGUUUCUUUUAAGUUUUUAUGUUACUGAAUCACGGCAUGGUAACUGUUUUUGUAUUUGUUGUGUGAAAUUUAUCUUUGGAAAUUUUUUAUAUUCUUGUAAAUUAUUGUACCCAAAGAGUUGAUAUGAACAUUUGACAUGUUUUGCAA
Messenger RNA from Erigeron canadensis, 995 nucleotides. RefSeq lists its product as uncharacterized. Gene Ontology annotation, molecular function: metal ion binding. Bases 126 to 860 code for a protein of 244 amino acids. Gene Ontology annotation, cellular component: cytosol; nucleus. Gene Ontology annotation, biological process: tRNA wobble uridine modification; protein histidyl modification to diphthamide. Lineage: Eukaryota; Viridiplantae; Streptophyta; Magnoliopsida; Asterales; Asteraceae. The transcript is spliced from 3 exons. The record is from RefSeq and is a predicted model, not a curated record.